Molecule: messenger RNA, 1272 nt
Organism: Girardinichthys multiradiatus
Lineage: Eukaryota; Metazoa; Chordata; Actinopteri; Cyprinodontiformes; Goodeidae
Product: trypsinogen-like protein 3
Exons: 6
Coding region: 372-1124 (250 amino acids)
Biological process (GO): proteolysis
Molecular function (GO): serine-type endopeptidase activity
Source: RefSeq, a predicted model, not a curated record
ACUGUUUCGAUUUGUGAACAUAGGCGUCCGUAGGCCCGGGUCUCAUGAGGAACAUUUAAAAAUACAAUUCAAAUAUAAAUUCAGAAUCUAGCCCCUAAGAUGCCAUUAGAAUUCCAUAAAUUUAUUUACGGAAACAAGGCAUUGUGUUUGCAUUACAUCUGUAUUUAUACAGAUGCAAGAUCACACAGUCAGUUUCCUCUUUACAAACCUGAAAUUAUCGCUUCAAAGCCCAAAAAGAGGUAAAUUGCGCACAUGCGGCUGGAGCUCUGUAGUCCCGCGGUUAUAAGAAGGUUCGUUUCCUCCGUCUGAGAAGUUCGCCUGAGGAAAAGUUCCCACCUGCUGCUGCAGCCAGAGGACUCCAGAGAAACACAAUGAAUCUUCUCCUCCUGGCUUUCACCUUUGGGUUUGCAGGAGCAUACCCUCUGGAAGAUCAGAAGGAGUGCCAGCCUCAUUCAAGACCUUGGCAUGUGAGGCUGCAUGGUUCAGUGUCAUGUAGCGCAGCUCUGAUUGACAAAUGGUGGAUAGUGACUUCAUUUCACUGUCAACCCACACCUUAUAAGACUGUUGCUUCUCUUGGGGAACAUGACGAAAGUGUGGAAGAAGGCACUGAGCAGCACAUCUUAGUUUCUGAUGCGAUCCGACACAACCCCUACCGCUCACCUCUUCACAGCCUCACCAUGGUGCGCCUGUCUGCGCCUGCCAACUUUAACCAGCACGUCCAGCCUAUCCCGCUGCCCACUCGCUGCCCACAGACAGGAGAGAUCUGCUCUGUCAGUGGCUGGGGCUCCACAGACAAAAACCAAUCUGACUCCUCCCAGCGCCUGAAGUGUCUAACUGUGCCUGUGGUGGAUGAUCUGGCUUGCCUGGAAACCUUCCCUCCAUUUCUGUUCUGGGGUGUCAUGGUCUGUGCUGGUCAAAAUACAACAGAUAACUGCCUGACUGGUAGUAGCAACGUGAUGGUGUGUGCUGGUGAACUGCAGGGUUUGAAGUGGUUCAAUAACGGCUGCGAGGAUCCAACUCACCCCACAGUUUACACCAAGAUGUGUGAAUACACCCGCUGGAUCAAAGCUGUGAUGGACCGGUAUACUGUCCUGACUCCAAGCCCUCCCCACUUGACGACUUAAAGCAGCAUGAGCACCUGUAUCUGCACUAAAUAUAAGGAGACAUUUUUUUAAAGGUCACUCCCCACAACUGCAGAUAUUUCUUCCCUAUUCAGUUUGCUUAGAUGUAACAAGGUUAUAUAUGGUGUUAAUAAAAGGCACUUAGAAGUUU